AUGUUUGUUCGUGAUGGUAAUGCUCUCAAUGAACUCGACGAUAAACGUAUUAAGCAAAUUAAGCCUCUCAUACCUCCUCAAAUUCUAAUGGAGGACUUGCCUUUAACCUUGAAGGCAGCACAAACCGUCAUACUUGGCCGCUCAAGUGCAGAGGCAAUAAUAAGGGGUCUUGACGACAGAUUACUAGUUAUCGUUGGCCCUUGUUCGGUCCACGAUGUUCGAGCCGCGAUUGAAUAUGCUGAGAAAUUAAAAACUUAUGCUACCGAAGCAUCUAAUGAACUUAUGAUUAUUAUGCGUGUGUAUUUUGAAAAGCCAAGAACGACAGUGGGUUGGAAAGGAUUGAUCAAUGAUCCUUUCCUAAAUAAUAGCUUCCAAAUCAACAAAGGAUUGCGUAUUUCACGUAAUCUCUUGAUGGAAAUAAACGAAUUAGGCCUUCCAUGCGGCAGUGAAUUUCUUGAUACAAUUACUCCACAAUACAUUGCUGAUUUAGUUUCCUGGGGUGCUAUCGGUGCCAGGACAACUGAAUCACAGGUUCACCGUGAGUUGGCUUCGGGUUUAUCGGUUCCUGUUGGCUUUAAGAAUGGAACUGAUGGAAACAUAGGUAUUGCUAUUGAUGCCAUUAAGGCAGCAAGUGCCAAACAUCACUUCCUUUCUGUCACAAAACAGGGAUUGAGUGCCAUCGUAGCUACAGAAGGUAAUGAUGGUUGCCAUAUCAUCCUAAGAGGCGGUGCAAAAGGUCCAAAUUAUUCGGCCGAACAUGUUCUAGAUGCUGCAAAAAAAUUAGAGGCUGCAAGAUUACCUCCUCGUAUCAUGAUUGAUUGUAGUCAUGGAAACAGUCAAAAAGUUUUCAGUCGACAAGUUGAUGUUGUCAACGAUAUUGCUGAACAACUCAAAGGCCAAUCUGGAAACAACAUCGUCGGUAUUAUGCUCGAAAGUCACUUAAAAGAAGGUCGCCAAGAUCUUCCCAUGGAAGGGCCAUCAGGGCUUGUUUAUGGCCAAUCAAUCACAGACGCGUGUAUUGCUUGGGAAACCACAACUAAAGUAUUAGACGUAUUACGAGAAGCUGUAAGUGCUCGACGUGCUCGUUCAAUGCAAAAUGGCAAAAGGUCCCCUGCAUCUUUCAAUGAAUAA
This is a messenger RNA of Dentiscutata erythropus, 1131 nucleotides long. The record is from the annotation of a GenBank genome assembly. NCBI's taxonomy places the organism in Eukaryota, Fungi, Glomeromycota, Glomeromycetes, Diversisporales, Gigasporaceae.